CCACACUGUCCCCAGGGAUGUUCCCCCCCGUUGCUUUGCUCCUUUUUCCAGCCUCCAAGUGGGUGGCGACGCUCAAUGUGGGUUAUGGUGGUGCCCACGCGAGUUACUAUCACAAAGCCAACGAGCAGGUGCAGGUUGGGGUGGAGCUGGAAGCCAACACGCGGCUGCAGGACACCACCUUCGCCUUUGGGUACCAGCUCAACCUGCCGCAGGCCAACGUUGUCUUCAGAGGGCUCCUGGACAGUAACUGGAGCGUGGGGGCGGUGCUGGAGAAGAAGCUGCCCCCCCUGCCCGUCACGUUGGCUCUGGGCGCUUUCCUCAACCAUUGGAAGAACCGAUUCCACUGCGGCUUCAGCGUCAUCGUGGGCUGAGGGCCGGCAUCCGCCACUGCUCAGGGAGCCACAGUGCCACAGGGGAACCUGUCACCUCACCCCAGCCCCACACGUCACCUUGCCCCAUAGCCGAGAUGGGGCCGGGGGCCGUCAGCACCGGGGGACGCUGUGACAGCGCCGGGAGGAUCCUUGGGUUGAGCGUUGGCCAACCCGCUCCCAUCCAACCCGGCCCAGCGCUGCUCUGCCUCAGUUUCCCCCCAGCCCCACAUUGGCCACGCGGGGAAGGGGCUGGAAACGCCCCAUAGAGCGCACCCACGGAGCCCGGAUAAAUAAAAGAGCUUUACUCUGCC
This is a messenger RNA of Coturnix japonica (Japanese quail), 682 nucleotides long. NCBI's taxonomy places the organism in Eukaryota, Metazoa, Chordata, Aves, Galliformes, Phasianidae. The record is from RefSeq and is a predicted model, not a curated record.